UGGCAGGGAUUGGUCAGAGUUUUUACAGGCCUGCAGCUCUCACAGAGAUCUGUUUUUUUAACCUUCUUUUUCUGAAUACAUAAUGUGUUGACUACUUUCAGGGUGGAAGGUCCAUUUCACCCGAUAUAACAAAAAGUGUUAUAUUGGGUGAAAUGGACAGGAUUAACAACUAUAUCUUUAAGGGUUCAUUAAUUUUUUACAAAGGCACGUUCAAAAUUGUGCCCAACUCAUUUAAUCCUUUUGUGUUACAUACUUGUCAGACAUUGUUAUUAGCAUACCAACAGUCAUCUGUUGUAAAGGGCUUUUUUGAAUUAACUUGUUUAUAAAUAAAUAUUCAAUAUUUUAACUUUUUGUGUUUUCUGAAAAACCUGAAAACUGGAUUAGGCUGUUAUUUUAUGAGGGUGUCACUGUUGAUAGGCAGAUUUUUUUUUUGGAGAAAUACAAAUAGAUUAAAUUAUUCCAUCUCUAAUUUGUACAAAAAAAAAAAAAGCAAAAAUAGCACAUGCUUAUUGCAAUAAGAAAAAAGAUUUUUGAAAAUCUGUAAUGACCCGAUCAUGGGUGUUUCUGAGUGAUUGAACAUAAAACACAAAACCUAUAUUUGAAUGAUCAAUUACAUGAUAGAAUUACAUUAUAGACAUUCAUAAGUGCAACUUUAAAAAUGUGUUUCGAUUUUUAGCUGCUUUUUUUUCUUUAAAAAACAAAUUCCAAAAAUAAUGACAAAUAUAAACAGCAAGGCCUUGUGGAGUGCUAUGAUGGAAAAAGUUACCUUUUAUCUAUAAUCUAUUCAGAUCUAUACAUUUUAAUAUUUCUAUUCUUCUUGUAUCUUAAUCAGUUGAAAUAAAAAAUCACUAGUGCAUAAAUGCCUGUCUAUAAAUUGGCAUAUCCUUAUAUUGAUUAAAUAUUCCUAUAAAUAAUUUUGUGAAAUUAAAAUUGUAUGACUAUUGAGUUUUUAGAGUGGUAUAGUUUAUUUGUGUAAUGUUUCCCACAAAUAUUGUUUACAGCUCAUGAAAUCCCCAAAUUCAGUUUAUUAACUAUUUUUGUUUGCCUCAUAGGACCAAUUAAAAAGCUGAUUUUAAACACUAGUGCCAGAUAAUACAUAUUCAUUGGGUAGAUUGUUAACUUGAGUUUCUUAAGCAGACGUCAAUAAACCCUUCAACAGGCAGGUUAAACCACGAACAGUCAUAGAUGAAGAAGCUGUGUGGUGAACACCUGGGGCAACGAGUGGCACUCCUGAAGAUAUCUUAUUUGGAAAAUCAAGGUCCAACUCUUUCAGUGCUGUUGCUUUAUUGUGUUUUUCAACUCCAAAGUCAGCUCAGCUGUUUACAAAAGGUUAUAUAUAUAUUUUUCCUUCUGUUGACAAGCUUUAUAAAGAUGAUAAUGAAAUCUUAACAUAAUGAAAUUAUGAUGAAAUCUUCAGGCAGGUUUUGGCACCUGGCCGCAAUACCAAACCCACCAGUACCUGCAGCUGAAUUAUCAUGAUCUCACUGCUUGGUUAGCCAAACUCGUCUGAAAUAAAUCCAGAAAAAAAUUGUGAAGCUCAGUCUAAGAUGAUAGACACAACAGCCCACACCGCAAGCAAGCUAAAUCUAGUAUUAAGUCCAAUCAGGAUUUAUAUUAAGAGAGCUACAGGCUCAUUGCCCCCAAACCGUGCUGCAUUGAUGCAGUAAUUCAUGCAAAAAGGGCUCUGUGUUUUCAUUUCCAACAUAAUGUUUGCACUCAAAACUUGUUCAGGAAAGUAAAUAUAGUAUAUUAAAAUAGAGCCCUGAAGGUUUAAAAAUGUUUUAAUUACCAGAGAAACACGAUUUUUGGCUUUUGCGCAAUCAAAAUUAAUAUAAACACUGAAAGAAUAUCACUUUGUGAGUAAUACAAACUACAUUUGUGAUGUCAUUCUCAUUUACCGAUAUGCACCCGUGAGAGAAAAUCAUUUUGAAAGAGACUUUCAUAUUAUCAGCCGUCCAGUGAGCCAGCCAGCGGUGUUUAGAGCGCCCCCAAUGGCUUAACGUCAGAAAAACAGCUCUGGACCGCUUAAGUUUCACUUUCUGAUUACUGGAAGCGGCGAUUACUCAUAACGACGGACUAAAAUGAGCACAGACGCCCAUGGUUUUAUUUGUUCUUAAAUAAUCGACAGCUUAAGCCGAGGUUCAGUUCGUCGCGCAGGGAGGUAACCAGGAAGAUACAAGAGAAACCGCUAAAUUGCUCUCUGCCUUUUACUCCAUUUGGUAAAGAAAAUGAACAUUUUACUGAAGGAAAUACGGGACUACAAAUGGGACGCGGCGAAGGUGCUUCAAAGAGCUGAUUUCUGCUCAGACUCCGAGAUCCAGUCUCUCACCAGAGAAGAUCUGCAUGAGCUUUUUCCUGGAGCUGAAAAGCUAAAGCUGAGAAGGAAAAUCUUUGAAAUAAUAAACAAACAGAAACCAGUUGAGAAGCUUCUGCAAGACCUUAGGGGUUUCAUCCCAGAGGAUUCUAUAAAGGAUGCCCUAACCAGCAAUGGGGUGUUGGUUGACUACCUCCGUCUCCUGAAGGACAUGAAGGCUCAGCUGAACCAUGUGCAGAGUUUCAUUGAUGCACACGUUAGUUUACUGGAGGACAUCAAAGCUCAGCCACAGCAGAAACAUGAUCCAGGUCCUCCAGCUAAGACGCUGGAUACUCCAAGAAAGACGGUGGAUACUCCAACUAGGACACUGGAUACUCAAAUAACUUCCAGAUAUCUUUCAAAUGACACCCCUACACAAACAUCUCAUGUGACAGGGGGCCAAAGUGCUCGGUGUUCCAUGCCAUCAAGUUCUGGCAAUUAUGGUGCACAAGUGACGGGGUUCAAGUACAGAACAGUGAUCAGCGGUCAAACAUUUAACGCUCAUAAUCAGAUUCUGGAAAAUCUGAAGAGCUCACCCCAUCAUCUGAACCUGGUGGAGAGCCAGAACAGUGAGGAUUGCCAGAUUGUUUUCGUCUUCUGUCCCAUCUCUUCACGGACAGGGACAGACGUGGAUGCAGCCAUGAAAAUGGUUAAAGAUGAUAAACCAGUCAUUCUGGUUUUGAUGCAUCACGCUCAUGAAGCAAAACACGUCACCCCGAUGGGAACCUGGGACCAUAACCCUAAGAUUGUGCAACAUGUCAAUGUUUUCUACCAUGAGACAAUGAGAGGAUUACUAGACUGCAAAGAAAAUAAUGGGGCCAUCUCUACAAUAGGCACAGAAUUAAGAAAACAUGGAGCAAAAGCUGAGCCAGGUGAAUAUUCAGCAAGCACAGGAGGUCUCCACAGAGCUUUCUCUAUGGGUAAUAAUGACCGCACUGGACAUCACAUUGAGAAUAAAAGAUCUGGUAUUUUGGGUUAUUUUUCAAACAGAUCAUAGCUGCCAAUGGGUGCGCUGAUUGGGACAUUUAUAACAACCAACAGUGUAAAACAGUUUCUGUCUGUAUUAAUCAUAUUAAUUAUGUUUCUAAUGUUAAUUACUACUACUAUUUAUAGUUAAUUCUCUGUCUUUUACUACAUAAUAAGUAAAUUUGCAUGCAUUCAGACUACCCUUUGUCUAACGCAAAUAGAAAUUAUAUUAUUGCACAUAAUUGAGGGAUGGAAACGGCAUGUUUGACUUUACUGUUCUGUGUAAAUGCUUUCUGACAUCUUCGUGACUGUAAACAGGGAUUUUAGUCCACCACAUAAACCAACAAUAUCAAGAGUUGUUGUGUCAUGGCUUAUCUUUAUUUUCAACAAUAAUUAAGACAAACCUUUAAUAACAAAGUCCCUUUUUUAUGUUAUGUAGGGUUUUGUUUUGAAUAACCUGGUCCAUUGCAAAGCCACAUAUAUAUUGUAACUGUUGCUGUUGAAUUUAUUGUAACGACACAUUCAGAAAUAUUUGACCAAAGCGCUUUGCUGUUUAGCCAAACCAACAUCAACAUAAAGAAGAAAAGAAGUACGUAGUACCAGUUAGGAUGAUGAUGUGUUUUUUUUCCAAUGUGAAAUCAAUGUAAGCAAAAGCCUUUGCUUAGCUGCCUGCUUAGAAUAUCAUGCCUGUAAAACGUAUGUUUCUUUUCCUAAUCAUGUGUUAUUCAUGUCAAGUCAUAUUCAAGUCAGACUGACUUGUAUUUUGUAUUAAUCACUCAAUAAAAAAAGGUCCCAGGGUGUGUCCUGUACCUGUCAGCG
Messenger RNA from Fundulus heteroclitus (mummichog), 4138 nucleotides. RefSeq lists its product as uncharacterized. Lineage: Eukaryota; Metazoa; Chordata; Actinopteri; Cyprinodontiformes; Fundulidae. The transcript is spliced from 9 exons. Bases 2229 to 3350 code for a protein of 373 amino acids. The record is from RefSeq and is a predicted model, not a curated record.